AUGUCGGAGUCAACUUCACGCUCCUACGCCAGAAGCACGUCAGGCCCACGAGCCGUCGACUCCGGGACCGGACGAGACAAGAACCGAAGCAGCAGUAAACGCCAACGAAGCGACAACGACGACGACAAGUCCUCCCGCCGACCAAGCAAAGACGACCAUCGCUCCCCAAAGAAGGACUCCAGUACCCCACGAAGAAAACAAUCUUCCUCCCGUCGCAGCACCGAAACGCACGUCGAACGACCCUACUUUGAACUCGACGUGAUCGGGCAACCACGACCCGGUGUACCCCUGGCGGAUCAACCCAUCAAUGCCGCAGCCGUGGACACCUCGUCCUUGUUCGCAGUCGCCUCCCUCGUAGCCGACAACCGGAGCGGCGAACGAGUCCCACUGGAAGCGGGGAUGAUGACGGGCCAGAAAAUGUUCGACUCCGUGCAUUCGAUUCCAGAAGAAUGCGCCGAUCGCUUGGCAAAUAACGAGCCCUGUCGGCUUGUGCUGGGUUAUGUUUCGUUCCCGGAUAUGCUUAUAAGGCAGUCGGGGACGUAUCGGUUGAGGAUCACGCUUAUUAAGAUGAGUGCGGCGGGGAGUGGGGGCGGGUCGAGUAUUCUUGCUGUUGACAGCGAUCCGGUCAAGGUAGAACGGAGGCAGACUGCUGCUGCUGCUGCUGCUCCGAGGAAGGUGCAGCGAGUGUACAGCUGA
Recurvomyces mirabilis is the source of this 696-nucleotide messenger RNA. RefSeq lists its product as uncharacterized. Lineage: Eukaryota; Fungi; Ascomycota; Dothideomycetes; Mycosphaerellales; Teratosphaeriaceae. The coding region runs from base 1 to 696 and encodes 231 amino acids. The record is from RefSeq and is a predicted model, not a curated record. The transcript is spliced from 2 exons.